UGAUAAUGGGCUUGAGGACUACACAAACGUAACGGGCCUCAUUUUUAAUAAAGAUGUUGAAUGAGAGUGGUGGUGGAGAGAGAGACGGUUUCGGUGGCUUGAAAGGGUUUGCUUUGCUUGCGGAUGAAGAAUCGGGUCAACCAUUCUCGUCCUUUCUCUCCAUCAAACCCUAAUUUAUUUCCAUACCCCAAUCUCAUCAUCAUAUAUAUAAUAAUACUUCUUCCUCCCUUAAUCUCACUCAUCACCUCAAAACUUUCUGUUUGAAUGGUAGAAACAGCUCCGAUCACCAAAGAAUUUAUGCUCUCCCAUUGCACCACCGCAAGGGCGAGCUUUCUCCUCCGUCGUCUCUCCGCUGCAUCUUCUUUCAAAUUUGGCUUUUGCAAGGAAGGCUGGUGCUACCGUUGCAUCGGCGUCGACCCUUGAACUCCCAUCACUGUUUUUUUAUUCUCCUUUUCUGAUUUUGUUAUAAAGAUGUUGUUGUACAACAAGCAAAAGAGAAACCAGAAACUAAAGACUACAAAGAGGUUUCUUGUUAGCAUCAAUGUCUUAGGAAGUGCUGGUCCGAUUCGUUUUGUUGUCAAAGAAGAUGAAACUGUAGCCAAUGUCAUAGAUUAUGCACUCAAAUGCUAUGCUCGUGAAGGCAGGCUUCCACUUCUCGGAUCAGAUUCCAGCUUUUUCCUACUUUACUGCCCGUACUAUGCCUCUCAAGCAUUCGAUCCAUGGGGUAAUAUCGGGUCAACCGGAUCAAGGAACUUUGUUUUGUCUAAGAAAUUAGAGACUCAAAACCUUGAAGACUCUGUGAUGACAACAACAGCAAUCUGGAGGUUGAAGGCCUGGCUCAACAAGUCUCUCGGCCUUAUGGUUCCUUCCCAUUAAAUCAUGCUUCCAAAGCUUUUUCUCUUCGAUUUCUGGAGCUCUGUUUUGGUUUUGUUGUCAAUGGAUUUUUGUUGUAGAUUAGCCACAAAAUAAUAUGGAUUGAGAUUUUGGUAGCAUAUGUAGACUCGUUUCUGCUCUUU
Messenger RNA from Arabidopsis lyrata subsp. lyrata, 1016 nucleotides. RefSeq lists its product as uncharacterized. The record is from RefSeq and is a predicted model, not a curated record. NCBI's taxonomy places the organism in Eukaryota, Viridiplantae, Streptophyta, Magnoliopsida, Brassicales, Brassicaceae. The transcript has 2 exons. Bases 472 to 876 code for a protein of 134 amino acids.